Molecule: messenger RNA, 861 nt
Organism: Nakaseomyces glabratus
Lineage: Eukaryota; Fungi; Ascomycota; Saccharomycetes; Saccharomycetales; Saccharomycetaceae
Gene: PRE2
Product: proteasome core particle subunit beta 5
Cellular component (GO): proteasome core complex
Molecular function (GO): threonine-type endopeptidase activity
Source: RefSeq, a predicted model, not a curated record
AUGCAGGCGAUUGCGGAUAGUUUUGGGACAAGUGCGCUUGUCAAGGAGCUGCAGUACGAUGAGGAAGGGAACUUGCACGAUGACUUCAUAGACGGGAACUACAACUUCUCGCAGCUGGCACCUGCGAUUGCCAUGCCGCCAAUUGCGUCGCCGCAGGCGUUCCUGCGUGCGCACACGGACGACUCCAAGAACCCCGACUGUAAGAUCAAGAUCGCGCACGGUACUACGACGCUGGCCUUCCGGUUCCAAGGCGGGAUCGUGGUCGCAGUAGACUCGAGGGCUACUGCGGGCCAGUGGGUCGCCUCGCAGACGGUCAAGAAGGUGAUAGAGAUCAACCCGUUCCUGCUGGGUACCAUGGCCGGUGGUGCCGCCGACUGUCAGUUCUGGGAGACGUGGCUGGGCUCGCAGUGUAGGCUGCACGAGCUGAAGGAGAAAGAGCGGAUUUCCGUCGCUGCAGCAUCAAAGAUCCUGGGUAACCUGGUGUACCAGUACAAAGGCGCAGGCCUGUCUAUGGGUACCAUGAUCUGCGGUUACACCAAGAAAGAAGGUCCAACGAUAUACUACGUCGACUCCGACGGUACAAGACUGAAGGGCGACCUGUUCUGUGUGGGGUCCGGUCAGACAUUCGCCUACGGUGUGCUAGACUCCAACUACAAAUGGGACCUGUCGGUAGAAGAAGCCCUGUACCUGGGUAAGAGAUCAAUCCUGGCUGCCGCUCACAGAGACGCUUACUCCGGUGGUUCCAUCAACCUUUACCACGUCACAGAAGAUGGUUGGGUUUACCACGGUAACCACGACGUGGGUCAAUUGUUCUGGGAAAUCAAGGAAAAGGAAGGAUCUUUCAAUAACGUAGUAGGGUGA